This is a messenger RNA of Pyricularia grisea, 3472 nucleotides long. RefSeq lists its product as uncharacterized. The record is from RefSeq and is a predicted model, not a curated record. The transcript is spliced from 2 exons. Bases 912 to 1541 code for a protein of 209 amino acids. NCBI's taxonomy places the organism in Eukaryota, Fungi, Ascomycota, Sordariomycetes, Magnaporthales, Pyriculariaceae.
GGGGUCAUGGGGGACACGGCAGAACGUACUCGACCCACACUUGUCGGCGAGGACUCCCGAGUACGUAACUCGAGAAUGUAAUCUUUUUUUGUGUCCAUUUUUACAAGAGGUGGUAGCGAGCUGGGAAUGAGAAAUUGUCGAUUGGCGACCGACAAGCGACGGAAAUCCAAUAUGGGUACGCCCGCAAGCCGCUGCACGCAAUAUACGACGGGUAUGGGAAACGCAACGUGUUUACCAGGUACUUGUUUUGCGGCUCCUAUUCAACAAUGCCAUGAUCUAGAAUACUUGCCCAUACAAGAAUCAAAAAAAGAAAUACUUAUUUGACAGAGGCUUGGCUACCUCCCUUACUCAGCUUUAAGAUCGAACACUAGCACCUUGUCAUUGCAGCUUCCACUUUAGGCCUCUCUGACCCCGUUACCAAUAGUCGCGUUCAUGGGGGCACACACUCGGGCUUUUUGAUGACACCCUUACGGGCAAAUAUUGGUCUUGGAAGGACGGGAAAUGCGGCGCUAGGUGUGAUAUGAGAAUCCACCUGGUAAAACUACCUCUGUACAACUGAAAGAGAGAGAAAAUUAAGAGCUGAGCACUCACAAGAUGUCGUCUGCGCCUUUUCGCUUCCUGCUAUUCCACCCACCCCAGGGCUCGUCAGUUUAUCCCCAGCUUGAAAGAGAGAAUGCCGAUCUUGCCGUCGCAAGAUGCUUCUCAGUGCUGCCUGUUCUCCAGCUCAAGGCUUUCAUACCAACUGAUACCAUGUAUAAAACGAGGUCAUGCCGACAGGCCAUCAUGUACCUUUUACUGAUACGGAACCAGAGAUUCUCUUCAUCCUUCUACGGACUGCAUAGCAACAAAACCCACACAUCCCUGGCACAUCUCCUCCCCAUUCCUGAAAAAUCUUCCCCAAACGUCCAAAAAUGAGGCUAGCACCCACUCUCAUCCCCCUCCUGCACCUGGCCAUCGCAGCGCCGACCAACCCCCUCGAGCGCCGCCAGAACCUCCCAGUCGGCGACCAGAUUCAGAUCCAGACCGUGACGGUGGCCGGAAACGGCUGCCCGUCGGGCACCUUUACCAACCAGAUCAGCCUUGACCGGACGGCGGUGACGCUGGGCUUUGACCAGUUCGCCGCGGAGCUGACUCCCGCCUCGGACCGGGACAGGACGUGCGCCGUCGUGGUGCAGGCCCGCUACCCGAUUGGGUGCAUCACGACCGUCGUCGAGAACACGCAGCACGGCUUCGCGGAGCUGCCCUCCGGCGUCGUCGGGAACCUGCAGGCAGCCUACGCCGUCACGCCCGGCAGCAUCGUCGGCUCCGCUAGCUCCCAGACCAGCCUCAGCGGCGAGGGCUGGGCGUUUGGGCAGCCCUGGCUCAAGACGGAUAGGAUCUCGACUGCAGUGUCGACCACAUCCACCAGUCGGGACGUGUUCAUGGUCGUCAACUUUAGGGACCUGCUCACUACGGCUGGUAGCGCGACGCUGGCUAGUCUCAGGACUGAUGACAUGACCAUUGCGUUUACGGACCAGCGCAGGUCGCCUGGACAGUGCUGAGUUGUGGUUCCAAACACAUACCGCAACAGCCGGUCCAUACAUGUCCGAAGAGUGGAUCCGAAGUAAUGAUUAGGGACGGUAAUGGGGAUUUUAGCACAGGAGGACCCUGGCAAGAGAAGUGACUCUCGCAUUCGUGUAUAAUAAUAGCAAAUGGAUAUCGUGCAAGCAAACAAACAAGAAACACAACCAAAAGAAUUCAACACAGCCCCAAGUCCUGAAACAAAUCCUCAGCCCUGACGUCCAGCACCGCCGGCCUCUCGUCCUCGAUGCCGAAUCCGGCGAGUAUCUCGUCGUCCAGGUAUCCGUGAUACCCCUGCCCCCGCCUCAUCCAGUUGAGCGACGUAAUGUAAAACAUCUCGGCUCUUUCCACUCCGGCUCCGCCACCAUCUACCGAGGCCGGCAGCACUGUCCUCCUCCGCCCCGAGAUCCACAACGGCCUCCGCGACACGGCAUGCAGCGCAAACGGCGCCUCCUGUCGAAACAGCACCACGUACGCCUCGUACGAGCUCCUGAACCCACGGUACCGCUUGUGCUGCACCACGGUGGCGAUGAAGGUAUUGCCCGGCCCCGGUUUGCAACCCGCAUCCGCGCGUUUGCACAUGGUGAUGGCCAGCGAGUUUGUCGACUGGUGGACCGAGUCAUCCUCGUCGCCCGGGCCAGACAGGAACGAAACCCUUUCCAGGGCAGGGAGGUAGCGCGCCAUGCACGCAGCAUCCGCGGGCGCCGUGUCGGGGCCCAGGUCCCUCCCCACGCUCCCGUCCGCAUUCAGCCGGCCCAGCACCCGCCUCGGGUGCAUGUCGUGAUGCGCGUACAUGGCGCCGUCGCGGUCCCAAAAGACGAAAAAGUUCUUCUCGACGGGGGAGUAGCCGUCGCCGAACGGGCGUUGCAUCUCUGUGCCGCGGGCGAAGAGCUGGUCUGCCAGCGUGAUGGUUUUGUCCACUGGUAUCAUUGCCGCCUGACCAUCAUCGAGGUCCUCACCCCAGCGACUGACGACCCGAAAGUCCUGCACCCACUGCCCAAAGCACGUGAACCCCGAAUUGCUCCCGUACGACACCAAGGGGUCCUCGCCGCGGGGGCCGAAGAAGACGCGCGCGUCGUGGGGACCCUGGUUGAUCUGCAGCAGCUCGAGCGCGGGCCUUUCCGGAUCGUCGCAGGCGUUCCCCUUGGUCCUGGUCGGCGGGAUGCUCAAGGCCACGGGGAACGUGACGCAUGCCAGCUCCCCGCGGCCGUUGACGGCAGCGUCGCACGUGAGCUCGGUGAACCUGCCGAAAGAGUCCGGGGGCGGCGGGUGCUCCUGCGCCACCAUGACGUACGUGUCUUGCUUUGUCGGGUGCGGCAGAACGUUUGGGUUGAUGGCGGUGCGGCCGCCGAACACGAGGGACGUAAAGGGGUUGUUCCUUGCGCCCGGUGCCUUUUUUGCUGCUGCUGCUGCAAGGUUCAGGGCGCCCGAAGACGAGACGACGACGUGCGUUUCCGGGACCGCCUGAGACGCGCCCUGGAAGGGAUCCGUAGACAGCAGCUCGCCGAGCUUUUCGGGUGCAGUCUGCGUAAUGACCAUCUGAGGUGGGUUUGGCGGCGAUUGUGGUUUCUCUUCAUGUUGUUGCGGGAUUGCUGGUGCUGCUGCUGCGAUGUUUCUGCCCUCGUCGCCGUCGUCUGUCCCAAUGUGUUUUGCUACAGCUACGUCUUUGAGAUUGGGCCUCGAGCCCCAUUUCGGUGACGUUGGGUGUGUCCAUAGCUGUUGGUCUGGGUGCUGAGUGGUGGUGUGUUUCCGGAUCAGACGAAUGCUAAGGAAUAUGGCUGUAAUCAGGGGAAUGUAUAGGACGAAGAAUCGCCUGGCUUCCCUGGAAAUCAUGAUCCCGCACACAGUCUUGAUUUACUGACUAAGUAAAAUGAAGCCAGCUUCUAUUUCCGUCUUGUUUUGUUCCUUGUAA